Molecule: messenger RNA, 906 nt
Organism: Ostreococcus lucimarinus CCE9901
Lineage: Eukaryota; Viridiplantae; Chlorophyta; Mamiellophyceae; Mamiellales; Bathycoccaceae
Exons: 1
Coding region: 1-906 (301 amino acids)
Biological process (GO): protein import into peroxisome matrix, docking
Cellular component (GO): peroxisomal importomer complex; peroxisomal membrane
Molecular function (GO): signaling receptor binding
Source: RefSeq, a predicted model, not a curated record
AUGAAUGGGGUGGUGGCGGAGGAGGGCGCGAUGGCGCUCACGCCGGAGUUGGCGGGGAAGAUUGAACGCGCGGUGGAACGCGUCGAACGCGCGGAGGAGCGCGCCGAGGCGCUGCGAGAGGAGAUUAAAAAUGAGGUUUCGUCCACCGUUCGGGACAGCAUCACGGACGUGAAGACGUUUUUAGAGACGCAAAUGAAGGCAGAGUUGGCGGAAUUGAAGCAGAUGUACGCCGCCGGUGGAACGGCGAGUGGGGUGUCGUCGCCCGCGGCGCGCGCGAGCAAGGAUUGGCCGUUCAAGACGAGUCCGCAAGGGAGCGAGUCAGGGGAGAGUCUAGCGUUCACCCCAGAGCCGGCGUCGAGCGCGGGCGAGUUCACCUUAAAUACCGCGCCGCGUCCGCAAACGAGCGCGUCAGAAAAUCCAAACUUCUUUUCGGCGCAGCAGACGCAAAGACGACCGGGGCGAGACGAGUUGAUUGAUCCCCCGCAUCCGAGCAAUUUUAUGGACAUCUUAGAGAUGCUCGAAAACGGCAAAACGCCACCCGGUAUCAAAGACAUCGACGACACACCGCCGAAUCCGGACGCUGCGAUCCCUCGCUCGAGUGCGUCGCGCCCGGGCAAACCGUGGCAGUCCCCAGAGAGCGGUGCCAACGGGAAAGCGCUCGAAUUCGCCGACGACGAAGUCACGCAAGUUCCCAUCAGGCGAGUCAACGCAGAGGGUAGCGCGGAAUCGCCGUGGAAACCGCCUCCGGCGCCAGAGCUUUCAAAGUUGAUGUCCGUGACGACGACUGUGGGAAGUCAAUCGUCCGAGACUCCGCGGUCUCCGCGCCGAAGCGUAGAACACGACGCCGACCGAUUUACGAGAGAAGCGUCCACGGCUAGAUCUCCGAGCGCUAAAUUGGCGAUUUGA